Engraulis encrasicolus (European anchovy) is the source of this 1006-nucleotide messenger RNA. It is a transcript of the gene med8, whose product is annotated as mediator complex subunit 8. Gene Ontology annotation, cellular component: core mediator complex; mediator complex. Gene Ontology annotation, biological process: regulation of transcription by RNA polymerase II. NCBI's taxonomy places the organism in Eukaryota, Metazoa, Chordata, Actinopteri, Clupeiformes, Engraulidae. The record is from RefSeq and is a predicted model, not a curated record. Bases 112 to 924 code for a protein of 270 amino acids. Gene Ontology annotation, molecular function: transcription coregulator activity; RNA polymerase II cis-regulatory region sequence-specific DNA binding. The transcript has 7 exons.
GUAAACGUUUCCGAUACAGACUGUAUCUCUGUUGCACCAAUUGUUUACAUCCGGUUUUCUUCGACCCGUCUUUUUGCUGGAUGUUGGAUGCUAUCACACCGAUAAAUAAUAAUGCAGCAACGCGAGGAGAAACAACUGGAGGCAAGCGUUGAAUCCCUGAUCAGCAGAGUAGCGCAUGUGAAAAACUCUUUGCAGAGUUUUAUUUACAAAUUGGAAAAUGAAUAUGACCGCCUGACGUGGCCUUCAGUUCUGGACAAUUUUGCCCUGUUGUCCGGUCAGCUCAACACAAUAAAUAAGCUCUUGAAGAAUGACAAAACCCCAUCGUUUCGGAAUCAGGUCAUUAUUCCCCUGCUACUGUCUCCAGACCGAGACGAUGACCUUGCUAAAUUGACAGAGCAGCGUGUGCCUGUGUUCAGUCAUGAGAUUGUGCCUGACCAUCUUCGAACCAAACCAGACCCUGAGGUGGAGGAGCAGGAGAAACAACUAAACGCAGAGGCUGUUCGUAUAGGGCCAGAUGGGGCUCAGAAACAGAUCCAGACCUUAAAUAAACUUUGUUCAAACUUACUGGAGAAGUUGAACAAUCCGCGAGAAGAUCGGGAUUCUGAGACUGCAGCUCUACGCCAGAAUAAGCCAUCGUUCAACCCUGCUGACACCACCGCCCUGGUGUCAGCCGUGGGCUUUGGGAAGAACCUGUCCAAGUGUAGGCCCCCAGGACCGGUAGCUCCCGGACAUCCAGGACAGGGCCCCAUGAUGACUGGAGGUCCUACCCUACAGCAGGUCACCAUUGGAGGCGGCCCAGGACAUCAAGGGCCCAUGGGGGGACCUGGGGGUUCUCAGCAGGGUGGACCUCCUGGAAAAAUGCAGAGCAGCAUCAAGACAAACAUCAAGUCUGCUUCUGGUGGGAUGCACCCAUACAACAGAUAAGGAUCACAACUCCAACCACCAACUGUAUUUAAACCCUUUUUGUUUGUUUAUUUGUUCAUUAUAUGAAACAUCUUUUUUUUUU